Aphis gossypii (cotton aphid) is the source of this 884-nucleotide messenger RNA. Its product is annotated as protein LZIC-like. The transcript has 5 exons. Bases 198 to 755 code for a protein of 185 amino acids. Gene Ontology annotation, molecular function: beta-catenin binding. The record is from RefSeq and is a predicted model, not a curated record. NCBI's taxonomy places the organism in Eukaryota, Metazoa, Arthropoda, Insecta, Hemiptera, Aphididae.
AAAAGUGAUAAACUGACGAGUGACGACCACUGACAAUUCGCAAGAUUCAAGUGUUUCAACAAUUUAUUAUUUAACUGAGUAGUCUAUAAAUUACAGUAUUUGUUUACAACAAUUACCUAGGAAGUUAGGAUACAAAAAAUUAAUUUAAAAUCAGGUUCCUUAUCAAAUACUGUUAGACCUAUUCAAAACUGUUCAAAAUGUCAAAUGAAAUGUUAAGAGAAAAUCUAGAAGCUCAAUUGGAACGUUUAGUCCAACAACUUAGCGAUUUAGAGGAGUGCAGAAGCGACAUGACUGACGAUGAAUACAACGAGUCAAAAGAAGAUACCGUCGAACAGUUAAAAGAAUUUAAUGAUCGACUAAGUAAAAUUACUGCUGGUGAUAUGACUAUACAUGACAAUUUGAGCAUUAUGCGUUUAGCAACUAGUGCAGCCAUAACAAAAGCAUUUCAAACACCUUCUAUCAUUAAGAUGUUUGCUAAAAAUGAACCAAAUGCACUCAAAGACAAACGCAAUCAAAUUGAAAGGGAUCUGAAGUUAGGUAAAUUGAGCGUGGAGGUUGGAAAUCGACAAAAGCUUGAAGUAUUAACUGCGUUGAGACAUCUUGGUUGUGAACUGACAGAUAGUGAUAAAAUAUUUAUUCAAGAAGAAACAAGCAAACUUCAAAGCAAUGUGUCAUCAAAUGGUUUUAAUAUAUCAGACUCUUUAAAUGGAUUUGAUUACAAUAUGUUUUUGAAACUGGACGACACUACAACGUAAACAAGGCUUAUUUAAUGUUUAAACUUUACCAACUACUAACCAAUGUCGUAAUCAAUAGUAUUUGUUAUAUUAUGAUUGAUUGUUGUACUUUUUUAGGUACUUAAUCGUGAUUUACAAUGAUCAAAUUUU